AUAUAUACACCCAGCUAUUUUGUGGCUCCAGCCUUCAAUUAUGCCAGGAAGCUGAUUCUGCAGCUGCUUGUGAGUGCAGUCUGAAGGCCUGCAGCGUGCUGGUGAUCACUGGCCAGAACACCAGGGUGUCCCCAGGAAAAUGAGUUGCUUUCUUGAGGAAGAAGCAAAGAAGAAAGCUUUGUAUCUUGUAUAGUUGGAAGGCAAAGCAAUACAAUCUUGACAUCUAGUUGACUUAAAGAAGCAUUUUUCAAAGUACCUCUUGACCGUGUGAUCUUGUAUAUUUCUGACACCAACGUGCCUUUGGACUUGUGCAAAUAAAACAUUUGAAGAACUGAUUGGAGGAAGCAGCAGCUGAAGAAUCAUGGCAAAGCACUUGGAGGUCAUCAAUCUGUCAUUCUUGUUGGAACAUGAAAGGGAAACCAUAUUGGGAGUAUUGAAGAGAGAUGAGUAUCUGAAAAAAAUUGAAGAUAAAAGGAUAAGGAAACUGAAAAACGAGCUUCUGGAAGUGAGAAGGAAAGGCGGAAACCGUCACUGUCCACAGGACAACAGCAGGGUUUGCGUUCGCUGCCAGAAAAGCCUGGGCUUAAUCUUUGACAGAGGAGAGCUGUGCCAAACCUGCAAACUGCGAGUGUGCAAUAAGUGUCGUGUGGUGGGGGCCGAUGGGCAGUGGAAGUGCUCAGUCUGUGCCAAGAUUGCAGAGCUACGGAUAGUGACAGGAGAAUGGUUUUUUGAAGAGAGAGCAAAGCGCUUCAAACAAUCAAAUCUUCUUGGAACUGAUGUUGUCAGACAAUCUAUCCUACACAAAUUCCCAGAAGAUACAGUUUCCAGUAAGGAUGAAGGAAGAACAUUUAAUGAUCAACCCCAAGAAAAUGAAGAAAAAAGGCCAGAUGUAUCAGUCUCAUCCACAAAUGGGCCUAAAUCAGUCUUCAGUGGACCUAAAAAGAUAGGGAAAGUAUUUAGGGCAGUUAUCAAAGGAGAACUAAAAAAUGGUAAAGAUGAAGGUGAAAGGAGCAAAGGCUCAGAAGCUGAAAUCCAAAGUCUGCACAGAGGCCAGUUAACGCCGCCUUCUGAGAGAGGGAGCACCCUUUCACUUAACAGUGGUGACACAGAGGCCACUGCAAGCCAGCUGAAAGGGGCUGUGGGUCCUGUGAGCAGAGGCAAUGUUUCAGUACCUUCCUUCCAGAGGUCUCCAGCACUCAGCACACGCAGCAUGACUGCAGAUUAUAGCAGGGACACUGGUUUAGAAAAUGGCAUGGUUAUUCCAGCAAGUGAAAGUGUACCUGAAGCUUUAGUGAAGAAGCACUGUAGGAAAGCAUCAGGAACACCUUCCAUUGCAGUUUCUAGGGUAUCUUUGUCAUCAGAUCGCAGCCGAUCCGAGAUAGAUUUGAGUGAAUCUUUCUCUGAGGGAAAUGAGGAUACUCUGAGCAUAAGAAGCAAGUCUGUACCUAGUGCCUUAGAUCAGGAACUGGAUUAUCUGGGUGAAACAGAAGAAGAUACUGAUGACAUAGUGGCCUCUCGUUAUUCAAGUAAACAUGGAUGUUUGGCAAGUGGAGUAUCAACAAACUCCCCAGAGGGCUCUGACAGAAAAUGGACGUAUUUAAACGUGCCUGAAACAGAUGGUGAUACUACUAGCAUUAACAGCAUGCUGAGUGUAUAUAGUGAAACUGGUGACUAUGGCAACGUGAAGGUCAGCGGCGAAAUCCUUCUCAGCGUCAAUUAUAGCUACAAAACAGGUGCCCUCAGCAUCCUGGUGAAAAGUUGCAGAAACCUGGCUGUUGCAGAUGAGAAGAAGCAAAGGACUGAUCCGUAUGUCAAAGCAUACCUUCUGCCUGAUAAGUCUCGCCAAAGUAAACGCAAGACCAAAAUCAAAAGCAACAGCACCAAUCCUGAAUUCAAUGAAACACUGAAGUAUGUCAUCAGUCACACACAGCUAGAGACCAGGACCCUCCAGCUUUCUGUCUGGCACUAUGACAGAUUUGGACACAACAGCUUCCUUGGGGAGGUGGAAAUUCCAUUCGACUCCUGGAACUUCGAAAAUCAGGGCGAUGAGUGGUUUGUGCUCCAGCCCAAGGUGGAGGUUACAACAGAUGUUGGACUUCAAUAUAAAGGAGAACUCACAGUUGUUUUACGUUACAUUCCUGCAGACAGAAACCUAAUGCUUCCUCUAGGGCAGUUUCAAGGAAAGAAGAGCUUUAAAAAAGGGAAAAAACGAGACUCUCACGUGCCCUCUGGAGGUAUAUUAGAAGUCCUCAUCAAAGAAGCAAAGAAUUUAACAGCAGUGAAAUCAGGAGGCACUUCUGACACUUUUGUGAAAGGCUACCUACUCCCAGAUGACAGCAAAGCCACCAAACACAAAACUCCCAUAAUAAAGAAGAGUGUGAACCCCCAGUGGAAUCACACCUUUGCUUUCAGUGGCUUGACUUCAAGGGACAUGCACAAUAUCUGCCUAGAACUGACUGUGUGGGACAAGGAAUCGCUCUCCAGUAACAUUUUCCUGGGAGGUGUCCGUCUGAGCAUUGGAAAUGGUGUCAGUAAUGGCAAGGAGGUGGAUUGGAUGGAUUCUCAAGGGGAAGAGCAGCACCUCUGGCAGAAGAUGAUUGACAAUCCAGGAGCUCCUGUGGAGGGGAUAUUAAUGUUGAGAUCCAGCAUGGGGAAACGCAGACUGUGAAAGACUUUAGCUACUGAGGGGUACCACAAGUACUCCUGGCUUCAGUGGUGUUCAGACUCUUGUUAUUUUGCCCAUUUGGAAGUGGGGAAGGGUUGUACUCUUUACCUUGGAUAUUAAGUCUCCAAGUGAGAUUUUAAUGCAUCCUGCACUUUUUAUGCACGCAUUUUUAACCCAGGCUUGUUGUAUGGAUUAUGUUUCUCCUGAAGUCACUGAGAAUUUGACCUUGUAGAAAGAUCAGUCUGGCUUUCUCUGUCCCUUCUGGUGACUGCUGCAUAGCUGAUGAACACCUCUGCCUGGAGACAGGGGGCAUGGAGUGACCAAAUUCUCUAGUUAAUCAGUUAGCAAGUAAUGCCUGGUUUACAUACCUCCUGGGCCAAAGCUGGCCUAGGAGACAUCAGUGGUACAGUACAGACAGAUUCAGAGUGAGCCUGUGCUUUGAUAUUUGAAAGAAAAGAAGCCAUAAUGUUAUGAAGGAUAACAAACAACAUUUUUUUCUUUUUUUGAACAUGUUUUCUGACUGGGCUGUGCAGUGUGCAGGUUGGCAGGCUUGGUCCAGGAUGGAGCAAUCAACCCAUCAAGCAAGGCUAAUACACUGUGUUGCACACUAGAAACAGGCAGCAGGUGAGCUUGUGUAGAGUGCUGGUGCUCUGGCAUUCUCUUGGUCAUUUUAAAGCACUGUAUAAAAGGCAGACUUGGUUCAACACAAUCAAAGAGCCUCUAGUGAAAAUAAGUCAUAAGGAAUCCCUAAACAGUUUCCAGAACUACCUGGUAUUACUGCUUCUUUCAUUCAGUUGACAGCUCCAGCCAAGAUCUUCUGAUGUCACUGGACAGAGAAUAUGUUCAUAUGCCUCUCUCCAUCUGAGAUACACUGAAAUGAGACAUGUGCUGGGUUUGGACAUAAUUAGCUAAGCACUUGAUUUGACAGAUUGUGCAGUAAAAGUGCUGGCACAUGCCAGAAUCAUUUGCACAGCUGUAAUAUUUCCUUUGAGUGGGCUGGAAUCCCGUUCAGGUGUGUACAAACACACAUGCUACUAACCAGAAUAGGAUUAUUUUUUCUCUCUUGA
This is a messenger RNA of Dryobates pubescens (Downy woodpecker), 3732 nucleotides long. It is a transcript of the gene SYTL5, whose product is annotated as synaptotagmin like 5. Gene Ontology annotation, cellular component: plasma membrane; exocytic vesicle. Gene Ontology annotation, biological process: intracellular protein transport; exocytosis. The transcript is spliced from 17 exons. Lineage: Eukaryota; Metazoa; Chordata; Aves; Piciformes; Picidae. The coding region runs from base 362 to 2668 and encodes 768 amino acids. Gene Ontology annotation, molecular function: small GTPase binding; phospholipid binding; neurexin family protein binding. The record is from RefSeq and is a predicted model, not a curated record.